Messenger RNA from Indicator indicator, 2346 nucleotides. It is a transcript of the gene PTPDC1, whose product is annotated as protein tyrosine phosphatase domain containing 1. The record is from RefSeq and is a predicted model, not a curated record. The transcript is spliced from 9 exons. Gene Ontology annotation, molecular function: protein tyrosine/serine/threonine phosphatase activity. Gene Ontology annotation, biological process: cilium assembly; protein dephosphorylation. Lineage: Eukaryota; Metazoa; Chordata; Aves; Piciformes; Indicatoridae. Bases 1 to 2346 code for a protein of 781 amino acids.
AUGCAGGGCUCACCCCAGAGGCGUUCAGCAGUCAGCAUCUUUAGCAGCUUUUUCCAGGGGCGCAGGCAUUCCUCCUCUGACCCCCUGCUCCGCAUGAUCCAGAGGCGCCGCAGCUCCGUGGUCGAGGUCCUGUCCUCCUCGACGCGCCGGGUGAUGGUGGCGGUGUCGUCCCUGAGUCCCGAGGAGCUGGACGCAAGUUUGCCUGAAAAAAAGAGAGGUUCCAGGCGUCCGACAGCGAAAUACACGAAGGUAGGGGAGCGCCUUCGCCAUGUGAUUCCUGGUCACAUGCAGUGCUCCAUGGCCUGUGGUGGACGUGCCUGCAAGUAUGAGAACCCAGCCCGGUGGAGUGACCAGGAGCAAGCCAUCAAAGGGCUCUACUCAUCCUGGAUAACAGAUAACAUACUGGCUAUGGCUCGACCCUCAACAGAAUUAAUUGAGAAGUACAACAUUAUUGAGCAGUUUGAAAGAUGUGGCAUAAAAACUGUAAUUAACCUGCAGCGUCCUGGGGAGCACGCGAGCUGUGGGAAUCCACUGGAACAAGAAAGUGGCUUCACCUACCUGCCUGAGGCUUUUAUGGGGGCUGGAAUUUAUUUUUACAAUUUUGGCUGGAAGGAUUAUGGAGUGGCCUCUCUCACUACUAUCCUUGACAUGGUCAAAGUGAUGGCUUUUGCCUUGCAGGAGGGGAGGGUGGCUGUGCACUGCCACGCAGGACUCGGUCGGACAGGUGUUUUAAUAGCUUGCUACCUGGUUUUUGCCACAAGAAUGAGUGCUGACCAAGCCAUUCUCUUUGUCAGAGCCAAAAGGCCUAACUCCAUUCAGACCCGGGGGCAGCUGCUGUGUGUCAGAGAGUUCACUCAGUUUCUGGUUCCUCUCCGGAAUGUGUUUGCCUGCUGCGAGCCCAAGGCUCACACCGUGACGCUGGCCCAGUACCUGACCCGGCAGAGGCACCUGCUCCACGGCUAUGAGAGCAGGCACCUCAAGCACGUGCCAAAGCUCAUCCACCUCGUCUGCAAACUGCUGCUGGACCUGGCUGAAAACAGGCAGGUGGUGGAGGCAGAGCUGCUGGAGAUCCCAGAUCUCUCAGCUGAGAUCGAAGAGACUGUUUCUCACCUGGUGUCCACGCAGCUAGACAGAGAAUUUGCAAGGCAGUACAGUGAUACCUCAGAGUCCUCCCACAUCCACUCCUCCACCUUCGAGACCCAGCACAGCCCUUUCUCCCUGGCACACGAAAGUGAUCCUCUUUGGAAAAGAAGGAAUGCUGAAUUCCUUCAGCCUCUUACUCACCUGAGGAGGAGUCUCAGCUUCAGUGAGUCAGACUUAAGGAGAACGGAGUUUCUUGUCGAGCAAGGAGAAACUGCGUGGACUGUACCUGCUCACAUACUGCUGUGCAACAAGCUGAAGCAGAGCAGUGGUGAGGAGAGUUCUGCCCCAGGAGAGCAACAGCCACAGGUGGAGCUGAACAAGGAGAUGUUGGUGCACAACACCUGCAUGUUCUGGAGUCAAAGGAGGUUUAACCUGGACGGGCGGAGGGAUGGAUCCUCACUGUAUCACAGGAGAAACUCUACCAAAGAAGUACAUCGCAGCAGGACCUUUUCUUCUGGUCUAGCAUCUCUCCCAAAUGCCAGGGAACCUGGAACCCCAAGGCACCACUACAGCAAUGAGACUGAUCACAGGAAAGAGCACAAGGCGUAUGGGUACGGCAGAGGAGUCUGUGCCUCCGAGGACUCCGACUCCUCUUCUUCUUCCAAAGUGAACUUUUCCAUUGGAUAUGAAAGCCAAGGGAGCAAAGAUGUGUCAGAGGCAAUUCCACACAUUGUUCUGCAGUCAGAAUUAAGUCUGGAAGCCCGAAGAAUUUUGGCAGCAAAAGCACUUGCAGAUAUCAAUGAAUUUCUGGGAGAGGAUGAAGUGAAGGAGAAGGUAGAGAUGUGGCAGAAAGAACUGAAUUCUCAAGAUGGAGCUUGGGAUAAAAUCUGUACUGAGAGAGAUCCUUUUAUCCUCUGUAGCUUGAUGUGGUCCUGGAUAGAGCAGCUGAAAGAACCUAUUAUACCCAAAGAUGAUAUUGAUCUGCUGGCAAAAAAAUGCACAGAAUCCCAGGAUGCUCUUAACUUACUGAGAAAGGAACAGUCUCAGACCAUCCUUUGCAUUCUGCACUGUGUGGUGAACUUGCAAACGCUACCAGCUGAUGUGGAGGAGGCCUUACUUGCUCGUGCUAUUAAAGCUUUCACUAAGAUAAGCAUCGAUUCUGAAAACGGACCAUAUGUUUACAGCACCUUGAAGAAAGUAUUUAAACAAACACUGGAAGAAAAAAGAAAAAGGCUGAAGGAAGGAACAGAGCAUCCCUCUUGA